GGGGAACCUCUGUUACAGACAUCAAAUAUUUGCCACAUUUCAAUGCCAACCCAUUCUUAAUCAACAUUGAUAUGCAUUUUCAUGAGGAUGCUACCUCGAUUUUGACAAAUGAAUGAAACACAUCAAUCACUGGAUUUGCUUUGUGGCAUGCAUGCAUGCAUGCAUGCCAAUAUACCAGAGGCCAGCUUGAACUCUUCAAGCUUCCCCUGCCCUACCUAUCUCACUCAAAUACUGCUGCGGUGCCUCUCAAUUACCAAUGAAAGAAACCCCACCAAGACUUGAGGGGCCAGCACGGCAUCAGGGGGCAAGCAUUACUGCUCAACACACAUUGAAGUUCACUGGCGAAGUUUGCAGACUGUCACGUAACAACCAUGAUCUAUGCCACAAACAAUUGGAGUGUAGCAUGUGCGUAUUCCCACAACCUUGACAUUUGUCACUAUCAACCACAACUUAUUCCUUGCAGCAGCCUCACGGCUUACUUACCCUCCAACUCAGUGUCUCU
Messenger RNA from Coccomyxa subellipsoidea C-169, 502 nucleotides. RefSeq lists its product as hypothetical. Bases 257 to 427 code for a protein of 56 amino acids. The transcript has a single exon. NCBI's taxonomy places the organism in Eukaryota, Viridiplantae, Chlorophyta, Trebouxiophyceae, Coccomyxaceae. The record is from RefSeq and is a predicted model, not a curated record.